UGGCCAUGGCCGCGGUGCCGACGGCGCCCGCUCCCCUACGAUACCCGGGCCCCCGCCGCUGUCGCCUCAGCCGCCGCAACCUCUGAGCCCCAGGGGCCGCCGCCGCCGCUACCCGCCCGCCCGGAUCCCGCCCGCCGCCGCCCCUCACCAUGCUACCUGCGGCCGCCCCGGCGAGGCCGCUCGCUGCUCCUGGAACCGUCGCUCGCGGUGUUGACAGCCACCCUCGCGGAGCCGCCGCGGUUCAGGGCUCGGACAAUUUGAAAGUACAAUAGUUGGUUUCCCUGCACCCGACCCGCUUCGUUUGCCAUCCCAGCGAGCCUAUCGGAUCUGAGUGGAGAAGUUGUCUGCUGCUUGGGUUCUCCCUCUCUAUACGCCUAACACCUACCUAUAUUUCUAAAACAUUUAAUUAUAUUAAUUAUAGAAAAAGGAGAAAAGGAAGGGAAACAUUACUGGGUUACUAUGCACUUGCGACUGAUUUCUUGGUUUUUUAUCAUUUUGAACUUUAUGGAAUACAUCGGCAGCCAAAACGCCUCCCGGGGAAGGCGCCAGCGAAGAAGUGAUCCCCAAGGACAACGGUGCAGGAAGCUGCCCGGUGAUGCUGCCCCAAGGCUGCAGGGACCAGAGGGAUGGCGCACCUUUCGGUGCAUACUCCAGAGAAAUCACAGUCAAAAGGCGAACUGCUUUUCGACCUGCCUGAAUCGUCUCAAGGCCAAGUCGGAGGCGUCCUCUGGGGAGGGAGUGAUGCAUCCUAACGUCAGUCAAGGCUGUCAAGGAGGCUGUGCAACAUGUUCAGAUUACAAUGGAUGUUUGUCAUGUAAGCCCAGACUAUUUUUUGUUCUGGAAAGAAUUGGCAUGAAGCAGAUUGGAGUGUGUCUCUCUUCAUGUCCAAGUGGAUAUUAUGGAACUCGAUAUCCAGAUAUAAAUAAGUGUACAAAAUGCAAAGCUGACUGUGAUACCUGCUUCAACAAAAAUUUCUGCACAAAGUGUAAAAGUGGAUUUUACUUACACCUUGGAAAGUGCCUUGACAAUUGCCCAGAAGGGUUGGAAGCCAACAACCAUACCAUGGAGUGCGUCAGUAUUGUGCACUGUGAGGCCAGUGAAUGGAGUCCUUGGAGUCCAUGCAUGAAGAAAGGAAAAACAUGUGGUUUCAAAAGAGGGACUGAAACACGGGUCCGAGAAAUAACACAGCAUCCAUCAGCAAAGGGUAACCUGUGUCCCCCCACCAGUGAGACAAGAAAGUGUACAGUGCAAAGAAAGAAGUGUCAGAAGGGAGAACGAGGAAAAAAAGGAAGGGAGAGGAAAAGAAAAAAACCUAGUAAAGAAGAAAGUAAGGACGCAAUACCUGAUAACAAAGGUCUGGAACCCAGCAGAGAAACUCCAGAACAACGAGAAAACAAAGACAAACAGCAGCAGAAGAAGCGAAAGGUCCAAGAUAAACCACAGAAAUCGGUAUCGGUCAGCACUGUACAUUAAAGGGUCCCAUGAGAUCGUUGGAAACUCAUGAUGCUGCUAUCUCAACCAGAUGCCCAGGACAGGUGCUCUAGCCAUUAGGACCACAAAUGGACAACGUGUCAGUUACUGCUCAGUCUCAACAACAUUCCAAAUAGUUGCUAUAUUCUUCAUACAAGCAUAGUUAACAACAAAGAGCCAAAAGUUCAAAGAAGGGAUUUUUUCAAAGGGUUAUCUUACAUGCUUCUGUGCAUUUCUAAGAGACAAGAAAUUUUGUACAUACUUAUCAAUAGGCUAUAAGACGUAACAACAUAAUGAUGACAUCUGGAGAAGCAACAUCUUUUCCCUAUAAAAAUAAUUUUUCAAGCUAUUGCUUUAAGAAGCGAAAGAUAGUUCUGCAAAUUCAAAGAUGCAGUAUCCCUUCAAAGUAAGUAAGAGACCAGGGAAGAGAAACAUCUUUCAAAGAACAGUGUUGUUUUGUCCAGGAGAUCUAGAGAGUGCUCAGAUCCUAGGGCCUGGCAUUUGGAAUCAUAGGAAUUAUCACCACAGAAAAGACUGUUUUCAGAUCGGUUCUAUUGCCCUCACCCUGUCCUUCCGCAAGAAACAUGAGCGUGUACACCAGAAUUAAGCAUACUGUAUGGGAUUGGAGAAAGGCGAAAUGUGGAAGAAACCAUAGCGUUGGAGAUGACUUCUGUGCUUUACGAAACUGUGAAGGGUUGUGACUACCUGGAACAGGUCUCCAAUCGAUGUCAGCACUGUGUGGUUCAGCCUCUGCUGCCCCUUGGGUUAUAUAAGUCUGUAAACGUGCACCUGUAACUUCCAAAAGCAAAAUCAGAAGAAAAUUCUGAUUUCAUAGAAAAACAAAAACUAGAGCAAGGAGAAUAGAACAUGUUUGCAAAGUCAUGUGUUUUCUGAGGGAAAAACAAUUUUAUUACCUGCUUAAUGGUCCACCUGAAACUAAAAGGGAUACUACUUUCUAACAAGGUGUAUCUAGUAGGGGGGAAAGCCACCACAAUAAAUAUAUUUGUUGAUAGUU
Messenger RNA from Ailuropoda melanoleuca (giant panda), 2485 nucleotides. RefSeq names its product R-spondin 3 (gene RSPO3). The record is from RefSeq and is a predicted model, not a curated record. The transcript has 6 exons. Lineage: Eukaryota; Metazoa; Chordata; Mammalia; Carnivora; Ursidae. Bases 460 to 1473 code for a protein of 337 amino acids.